AUGAAUAAUAGUAAUAUUAGUUUGGAUUUAUGUGUACACGAUAAAGAUUUUUUAUUUGAAUUUAAACGUAUUGUUGAAGGUUGGAUAUUAUCAUUUAUAUGUAUAUUAGGAAUUAUCGGUAAUAUAUUAACAUGUGUAAUAUUAUUUAAUUUUCGUAUGCGUAAAUCAUCAACAAAUCUUUAUUUAUUAGCCUUAUCAUUUAUUAAUAUAAUUGUUUUAAUUAGUUUUAUAUUAUGUCAUGGUUUAAGAUCAAUAUUAUAUAAUUAUUGUACUUAUUCAUUCUAUGAAUUAUUUUAUAUUAGAAUAUUUCUCUAUAUUUAUCCAAUACAUAUAACAUCAAUGUUAACAUCAAUUUAUUUAACAGCAGCAGUAGCCAUUGAUCGAUUUUUUAUUAUUUGUUUACCAUUUCAAAUUUCAAGAUAUAGAACACAACAAUAUUCAAUAUAUGUUAUUAUUAGUGUAUGUUUAUUUUCUAUACUUUAUUGUUUACCAUUUUGGUUUGAAUUUACACAUGAAGAAGAAAAAAUAGAAUCAUCAAAAUCAAAUGUAACAUAUUUAACAUUAGUUUUAUCUAAUUUUGGUAAAAAACCAUUAUUUCGAUUAUUAAUGCGUAAAUAUUUUUAUAUUAUAUUUGUAUUUUUAUUACCAUUAAUUAUUUUAAUAUUUUGUAAAACAUGUAUAAUUAGACGUUUAAUGGCAAUACAUAAAACAAGACGAUUAUUAGGAGCACAACAUCGUUCAAAUAAUGCUAUUACUCUAUUAUUAUUAUCAAUUGUUGCCAUUUUUUUAUUCACACAAUUUCCAUAUUUUUUAUUUAACAUACUUUAUGCUCUCAAUGGACCACAGUAUAUGGAAACAUCUAAUGCUCGACUCUAUUUAAGUGUUAAUAAUGUUUUAUGUGUUAUUAAUGCAUCAUCUGUAUUUCUAUUAUAUUCCUUUUUUGGACAAAAAUUUCGACAUAUCCUACGAGCCGUAUUUCAUUAUAAACGAACUACAAGUGAUAGUGGUCAUUCUAAACGUCUACAUACAAAAGAUUGA
Molecule: messenger RNA, 1038 nt
Organism: Didymodactylos carnosus
Lineage: Eukaryota; Metazoa; Rotifera; Eurotatoria; Philodinida; Philodinidae
Source: the annotation of a GenBank genome assembly